AUGAUUGAAGACGACGUCUACAGAGCCUCAUCCCAGUACCGUUACUGGUCAUACACCAAAGAAUCUUUGGCUCGAAUGCGAGAAGAGACCAACAAGCUCGCCUCUCAGCGGGUGAAGGCUGCGUUUCGACGCGUACAUGCUGCUAACGAAUCGUCACAGAAUGGAGAAAACCACAAUGAAGGCACAGGCAACAGCGCCGGAGCUGGUGCAGACCACGUCGAGAUCGAGACUUUGACGGUAGAUGAGGAGUUGAGGAUUGUGGAAUGGGGAUGUUCUAAGAUUAUGGAUAUGGGCGAAGCCAUGAAUCCAAGGAUACCUUCGCAUGUGGUGGCCACAGCGAUCCAGUACCUCCGCCGUUUCUACCUCACAAACUCUCCGAUGACAUACCAUCCGAAACAAAUCAUGAUGUGUGCAUUAUAUCUCGCCACCAAAGCCGACCACUUCUACAUCUCGCUAUCACGCUUUGUCGCUGAACUCAACAAUGUCAGUGAAGACGACGUGAAAGCUCCCGAAUUCUUACUCUUACAAGGCCUCAGGUUUACACUGGACGUGCGGCAUCCAAUGAAGGGUCUUCAGGGUGGACAUGUGGAGAUGAACGUCUUAGCAGAGGAAGGCAGGUUGGGCAGCAGCAUCACCAAGGCCAGCGGGAGCGAGAAAAGAGUCGGCGUCGCCGCUGACAACGCGAAGAAGCUCCUUGCCACAGCGGCACAAAUGACAGAUGCAUACUUUCUCUACACGCCUAGCCAGAUCUGGCUCGCUGCGAUCAUGAUAGCUGAUCGAGAGCUCGUGGAAGCGUACAUCAGCGCCAAACUGGAGGCUCUGCCCCUUAUGGCCAAUGACUCGGACGCCACAACUGAACAUUUUCGACAAAAGUUAAUGGCUACGAUAGCUUCUUGCGCUACUCUUCUCGAGUCUUAUCGGAGUUCCGAAGACGACGCCGCGCAGCGCAAGGAAAUGAGACGAAUCGGCAAGAAAUUGACCGUGUGCCAGAACCCGGAGAAAAUGGAUAUCGUGGCAGUUGCGAGGGCGAAGGUAGCGGCGAAGAGGGAAGGCGCAGAGGGAACAGAUGCAGAAAAAGCGCUCAAGAAGCGCAAGUUGGAAAGGGAACGACUGGAAAGGGACGGAGAUGUAUUUGGGCCUGAGUUGAGGGAUGUCAAGGGUUGA
Messenger RNA from Fonsecaea multimorphosa CBS 102226, 1164 nucleotides. RefSeq lists its product as uncharacterized. The transcript has 2 exons. The record is from RefSeq and is a predicted model, not a curated record. Gene Ontology annotation, biological process: regulation of transcription by RNA polymerase II; regulation of cyclin-dependent protein serine/threonine kinase activity. Gene Ontology annotation, molecular function: cyclin-dependent protein serine/threonine kinase regulator activity. Gene Ontology annotation, cellular component: transcription factor TFIIK complex; nucleus. The coding region runs from base 1 to 1164 and encodes 387 amino acids. Lineage: Eukaryota; Fungi; Ascomycota; Eurotiomycetes; Chaetothyriales; Herpotrichiellaceae.